AACUGCAAGAGACUUUCCCCAUUUCACAUCGGAAAGAACAAACCUGUAAUCUUGCUCGUUGAGACUCUCCCGCAUGGGCUGUGUUCGGCAUGCUUUCUUGCUAGAAGCCUCUUUUUCAAGCACUUUAAUGCAGCUCAUGGUGCUUUUCGGUGCAAGUUGAUCAAAAGAUGGUCCCUCCGCCAGCAGUCAGUGACGCCUCUCGCCCAGUGCAGCCUGGCAAGAGGUCACGAAUCAGUUGACAUCGACAUGGACCGUCCUCCAAAGACACCUGCGCCCUCUCGUUUCCUCCUCGGCAAGAAGCAAUCCCAACUUAAUGCAUCUUCACAACGGUUGCAAAACCAAGAAACACCAGAUCAAAACCAGGCACAACAAAAUGCAGCAAGCAGGGCACCAAAGUUUCAUUCGACUCCGCGGUUUCAAGCUGGAGCGUCAUCCACGCCAAGGCCGUCCUACCGAACCUCUACGGGCUUAUACUCUACGCCAUCCGCCAUAGCGAGCUCCAUCAAAAGCCGGACCAAUGUUCCAGAGAGACGAAAUCGAUCUAUGCUGGAGUUCAUCGAUGACGAUCUGCUGCCUGGCGAUGGAGAAAGCUCACCCUUUGCCCGCUUUCCCGACUCGGUGACACGGCCAGGACAGGUGCCAGAGUACCCAGAGCCGAUCGAUUUCGACUCUUCGUUUGUCUCACAGUCGCCGAUCAAGGUCAAGGAGGAAGACGAGGACGAGUUGGACCGGGAACGGUCUCACAAGCGCCGCCGUCUUUCACCGGUUAUCGACCUUGAUGUUGAGGAAGUGGAUGCUAGUAGUCCACCAUUUCCGGACGAGGGUGAGGGCGAAGGUGAUGGAGUUGAGGAGCUCAUUGAUGAUGCAGAGUCCGUGGUUGAUGAGGGGUCGUCACCGCCGAGGGCAUUGGACGAUGACAAUGAUAUCAUCAUUUCUAGUCCACUUGCUACCAGUGGCAGCGACCUCGAAAAGGAAGACGAAAGCGUUGCCGGCAGUCACUCAAGCGAACCUCUCUCUUCACUACCGCCUCGUGACCUCCGUUUACACGAGUACCCCAGUGAGUCUGAGGAGGACCUAGAGGGCGAAGACGAUGACGGGGACGAGCAAGCGAAUCAGGACAGGAACCCAGAAUCAGAGCGAUUCUACAAAAGUGAUGAGGGCCACACUCCAAAAGCAAAUCCGAAAUCGGCCUCCGACGCGGAACCAGACACAGACGCAGAAGAUCACGACCACGAACACAGAGGCCGAAAGUCAAGGUCAACAUCCAUGAAGCCCCAGGGCCCAAACCCCUUCCUCAGGGCACCUCGCUUCAAGCCCAAAUCACCAGGUCCUCCAGACCCUCCGUCAGACGUUCCUGUCCACCAUACGCUUCUUCCCGACAUCUUCUCACCCCAGCGUCGCCGUGGCGCUCGAUAUGUCCCGGGCGGGUUAGCAUCGGAACUGCGAGACUGGUUACUGGAGGUCAAGGGUGGCUCCGGUACUGAACCGACCCCCGUGGCCGCUACUGCCCACCUCGCCAUUGAGACCAUAAAGAAGUGCGGACCUGGGAUCAGUAUGACGCUUGUUACCGGUCGACCAAUGAUUGGUGGUCGUGAUGGAACGAAAGUGCCCAGGAGUUAUAGGGCUUUGUUAGCUGGUGAUGGGAGGAUGGAGGGGCUUAGUGGAAGUGGUGCUGGUGUUGAGAGCAAGCCAGAAGGAGAGGAGGAAGGUGCGGAUGAGCCGGACAGAAAGCCGUUGGUAUCCGGAGCGAUGGUAGCGAUUGCACCGCCUGCUUGGGAUAUUGACUUGGGUGAGGAAGAAGAAGAUGAUCAAGGUGACAAGGGCAAGUGGGCGGUUGCGUAUCGGUGGGAUGUGCUUUGAAGGAGACUCCUGAGACGCCGUCAUCUGCUCCGCCUCACCGGAACG
Messenger RNA from Neurospora tetraspora, 1905 nucleotides. RefSeq lists its product as uncharacterized. Lineage: Eukaryota; Fungi; Ascomycota; Sordariomycetes; Sordariales; Sordariaceae. The coding region runs from base 247 to 1860 and encodes 537 amino acids. The record is from RefSeq and is a predicted model, not a curated record. The transcript has a single exon.